AUGCCAGUACAUGCGGGUAGCCAAGCGGUCCCGAUUUAUGGAAACUAUCAUGGAUAUUACUCUAAGCGUCCCUUCAUCCGAGAUCCACGACUGGCUUUGCUCCCCACCGAAUUCUUCGUGGGUAAGCGAGUUCUGGAUGUUGGAUGCAACGAAGGCUGGGUGACUUGUGAGAUAGGACAGUUCAGGGGGGCACAACAGGUCAUCGGAGUUGAUAUUGACGAUACUCUUAUCAGAGCUGCCUGGAAGAGAAGACGCACAGUGUGGAGUCUUCAGUCUCCUGAAAGCGGAGAUAUCAAUGAGGAGCGUUGCCCACCGCCCAAACGACAACGACUUCUCGGUGAUGCGUCCACUACGGACAAUAACACUCACAAUUAUUUCCCUGCAUCGUGCGAACAUAGCUAUGGUCCAUUGCCCAUCCCAGGCAGAGGAUGCGGUGCUUUCCCGCGCAAUGUCACCUUCCGAACAGUUGAUUGGGUGAAGGAUGAGAUACCGGAAGAUUACGAUCAAUACGACAUUGUUUUAGGGUUUUCUGUCUCAAAAUGGAUUCAUCUCAAUAACAAGGACGAAGGACUGAAAGAAUUCUUCUACCGAGUUCACCAAUGUCUGAAAAUGGGGGGUGUUUUCGUCCUUGAGCCACAACCUUGGGACACUUACUCAAAGGCUCGAAGGAUGAGUGAGACUCUGAAAGAGAAUGCAAAAUAUCUACAACUCCGUCCAGAUGGCUUUGGGGAACUACUGGAGGAGCUCGGAUUUAGUCAUGGUCAGCGCCUUGGGGUCACUGGGAAAGGCGGCUUCCGUCGCCCCGUUGAUCUCUACUUGAAGCAGCGAUAA
Suillus subaureus is the source of this 831-nucleotide messenger RNA. Its product is annotated as Bin3-domain-containing protein. NCBI's taxonomy places the organism in Eukaryota, Fungi, Basidiomycota, Agaricomycetes, Boletales, Suillaceae. The record is from RefSeq and is a predicted model, not a curated record. Gene Ontology annotation, molecular function: O-methyltransferase activity; RNA methyltransferase activity; snRNA binding. The transcript has 5 exons. Gene Ontology annotation, biological process: snRNA modification. The coding region runs from base 1 to 831 and encodes 276 amino acids.